AAUCGCUUGUUCAGCAUGCAAUGCCACGCCAACGCGUGUAGCCUACGGAUAGGCCUACUUGUAGGUGCAGGCAGGAUUGUGGUUAGCUCAAGGCUUUCCAAACCAGGGCGGGUAGGCCACUCUAAAUGAGAUAGAAUGCUGAAAUAUUAAAGUCAGCCAACAGCUAUCGGAUUAGCCCUCACCACCAAGUCUACGGUUGUUUGGCAGCUUCGGCUGCAGACUCUGCAUUUUAAAUUCAGUUUCAAUUCGUUUUUAAAGCUUUGCGUGCUUCAUGAGCGGAGGUAUUAUCAGAAAAUAGAGCGAUGGACAUGAAGACUCCACAUGUGACCCAUCAGCAAGCCAGCGGCCUGCUCCACAACAAAUUUGUUGUUGUCCUAGGAAGUUCAUUUCAGCGUGGGGUAUAUAAAGAUCUUGUGCUGCUGUUACAGAAAGAUAACUACCUGUCCCUGUCUCAACUAAAGAACAAGGGAGAGGAGCAAUUUGAAAAGGAUGAGCUUCUUGAGGGUGGCAGAAAAGGACAGCUGUCCAAUGGAACUCAGUACAAGGAGGUCAGAGAAUACACUUCGGACCACCACCUUGUUCGCUUUUAUUUUAUCACUCGCGUAUAUUCUGAGUAUGUGCAGAGAAUUUUGGAAGACUUCAAAAACGGUCUCAAACCAGACUUGGUCAUCGUCAACUCUUGCGUGUGGGACGUCUCCAGAUAUGGGCGACAGUGGGAGCCAGACUACUUGGAAAAUCUAAACACGUUUUUCGGAAAGCUGAGAACCAUCCUCCCAGAUGAGGCUUUGAUCAUCUGGAACUUGACCAUGCCUCUGGGCAAAACCAUUAUUGGUGGCUUUCUGGUACCAGAGAUUGCAGAGUUUGGCCCAUCGCUGCGUUUUGAUAUCAUCGAGGCCAACUACUGCAGCACCACGCUGGCCAGCGUGUACGGCCUGGACGUGCUGGACCUACACUUCCAGUUCCGCUUCAGCCUGCAGCACCGCAUGAAGGACGGGGUGCACUGGAAUGCCGUGGCCCAUCGCCGCAUCACCUGCCUGCUGCUGGCGCACGUUGCCAACGCCUGGGGUGUCGAGCUGCCACCAUCACAGCCCCCAAAAGGUCUGAAUCAGAGAUUUAGCAGCGAAGAUGUAGCCACCAAGGCAAUGUACCAACAGCCAAGGAAAGGCCAAAGACCAGUCACUAGUUGGAGACCUAAGGAAUGGAAGGUCAACUACCCACAGCCUGCCACUUCCUGGAAGACUCCACACUUCUAUGGAGUCACUAGGUGGAGACUCCAGGAGAGGUGGGCUGACUGCUACCCACUGCCUGACAACCCCUUGAAGGUUCCGCACUGCUAUGGAGGUCUAAAUCGGAGCUUUAGCAAGCAAGAUCCGGCCACCAAGGAGAUGUACCAGCAACCAAGGAACGGCCAGAAUUCAGUCACUAGGUGGAGACUUCAGGAGAGAAGGGCUGACUGCUACCCACUGCUUGAAAGCCCCACGAAGGCUGUACACUGCUAUGGAGGUGAAGGUCUGAAUCAGCACUUUAGCGACCAAUAUCCAGCCACCAUGGAGAUGUACCAGCAACCAAGAAAUGCUCACAAUUCAGGGAACGACCCAAGAAUGAGAAUCACUAGAUGGAGAUUACAGGAAAAGAGGGGUGACCACUACCUUCCGCAUAACACCCUCAUGAAGAAUCCAUCCUGCUAUGGAGAACCAACUGGAUUUGACAGGUACGAGAAUCGCCUCAAUUACCAGUGUACAUACCAGGAGCCACAUUUCAGGGAGCCACAUUUUGUGACAAGAGAUUUCUCCAGAGGCUACACUGCACCUCAGCUGGCUGGACAGUCUUGUACAACCAGGACCAAAGUCACCAGGUGGAGCUUCCAGGAAAGGAGGGAUGACCACUAUCUGCCACCUGUCACCCCAACAAAGCCUUCACACUGUUGUCGAGUGAGACAUGUCUCUCUUGUGAGUUCGAAUUGGCAAGAUCCAGCCACCAAUGAUGUGUACCAGCAACCAAGGAAUGCCCAAAAUUCAGUCACUAGUUUGAGACCCCAGAAAAGGAGGGCGGACUGCUACAUGAUGUCUACCCCCCACCCGAAGGCUCCACGCUGCUAUGGAGGUGCAGGUGUGAAGCAGAGUUUUGCCGAACAAGAUCUGGCUACCAGUGUGAUGUACCAGCAACCAAGGAAUACUCAGGAUUCAGUCACUAGAAGCAGCCUUCAGGAAAGGAGGGAUGACUUCUACCUGCCGCCUGCCACCCCAACAAAGCCUUCUCGCUGCUAUGGAGGUCUGAAUCGGAGCUUUAACAAACAAGAUUCGGCCAUCAAUGAGGUGUACCAGCAGCCAAGGAAUUCCCAGAAUUCAGUCACUAGUUUGAGACCCCAGAAAAGGAGGGCGGACUGCUACAUGAUGUCUACCCCCCACCUGAAGGCUCCACGCUGCUAUGGAGGUGCAGUGAGGCAUGUCUCUCUUGUGAGUUCGAAUUGGCAAGAUCCAGCCACCAAUGAUCUGUACCAGCAACCAAGGAAUGCCCAAAAUUCAGGUGUGAAUCAGAGUUUUGGCGAACAAGAUCUGGCUACCAGUGUGAUGUACCAGCAACCAAGGAAUACUCAGGAUUCAGUCACUAGAAGCAGCCUUCAGGAAAGGAGGGAUGACUUCUACCUGCCGCCUGCUACCCCAACAAAGCCUUCACGCUGCUAUAGAGUGCUCAAUCAGAGCUUUAGCCGGGAAGAUCCAGCCACCAGAUGGAUCAGCAGGGAGUCAAGGAAAGAGCAGUGUUCAGAACCAACUGGAUUUAACAGGUGCGAGAAUCGCCUCAAUUACCAGUGUACAUACCAGGAGCCACAUUUCAGGGAGCCACAUUUUGUCACAAGAGAUUUCUCCAGAGGCUACACUGCACCUCAGCUGGCUGGACAGUCUUAUUGUACGACCAGGACCAAAGACCCAGGCUUCUCUCUUGGCAACUAUCAACACCACUCUCCAAAUGACAACUAUGUGAUGCGAAACAAAUACUCCGGCCGUGCCCAGUACAGGCCGUACUGAGACCCUUCUGCCUUCCCUCCGAUUACAUUUUAAAAUGGAGCAGCUUUUACAAUUUUGCCAUUUACUAUUGUAUUGCUAUAUAAAAACAAUAAAAUUGAAAUCAAUUUAGAUAAAUAAAUAAAUAAAUGUUAAA
Alosa alosa (allis shad) is the source of this 3159-nucleotide messenger RNA. RefSeq lists its product as uncharacterized. Bases 303 to 3026 code for a protein of 907 amino acids. The transcript has 31 exons. Lineage: Eukaryota; Metazoa; Chordata; Actinopteri; Clupeiformes; Clupeidae. The record is from RefSeq and is a predicted model, not a curated record.